Messenger RNA from Aspergillus pseudotamarii, 1437 nucleotides. RefSeq names its product major facilitator superfamily domain-containing protein. The transcript has 2 exons. Gene Ontology annotation, molecular function: transmembrane transporter activity. The record is from RefSeq and is a predicted model, not a curated record. The coding region runs from base 1 to 1437 and encodes 478 amino acids. NCBI's taxonomy places the organism in Eukaryota, Fungi, Ascomycota, Eurotiomycetes, Eurotiales, Aspergillaceae. Gene Ontology annotation, biological process: transmembrane transport.
AUGGGUGAUCCAGAUGCUCCUUUCACCAUUCUCUCCGAGACCAGAAAGAGAUGGACUAUCACGAUCGCUUCCCUAGUCACAUUCAUAUCUCCAGUGUCGGCCAACAUUUAUUACCCGGCGCUUAAUCCACUGGCUCACGAUCUCCAAGUUUCGCCUGCUAAGAUAACCUUGACCAUCACGGUGUUCAUGAUCGUACAAGGAAUAGGCCCCUUGAUGGUGGCUAGUUACUCCGAUGUGUAUGGUCGUCGCCCGAUAGUGACCCUCGCCCUCCUUCUAUAUGUAGGCGUGAAUCUUGGGUUGGCCCAACAAACAAGCUACCCUGUUUUAAUGGCCCUCCGGUGUCUGCAGAGUUUUGGGAGCAGCACCGCUACAGUUGUCUGUUCCUCGGUGGCAGCAGAUCUGGUACCCCGAUCUGAACGUGGACGAUAUAUGAUUUAUUCAUCACUGGGUGUGACUCUAGGGCCCGCUAUUGGUCCGAUCUUAGGUGGUGUUUUGACGCAAUUUCUCAACUGGCGAAGCACCUUCUGGUUCCUUGCCAUUUGGGCAGGCAUGAUGGCCACCGUGUUUUUUGUCUUUGUACCAGAGACCUGCCGGGCAAUGGUAGGGAAUGGCUCUAUCCCACCAAUGAGGUGGAAUAGGUCGCUCGUUCAACACCUAAAUCACGAAGCCUAUGCCAGUGACUUCGUAUCUGAAAAAGAUCAGAAAGCGAAACGACCAGCUCGACCUAAGCGGCCAACCCCUCUGGAUGUUCUCAGAGUAGCCGCCCAAAAAGAAACAGGUGCAAUCAUUUUGUUCACGACCGUACUGUUUAGUGGAUACUUGGCCGUGCUCAGCAGUCUUCCAUCCCAGCUUGAGCAUAAGUACCAGUUUAAUGCUUUACAAGUUGGUCUAUGCUAUAUCCCCUACGGUGCGGGGAGUCUCACAUCUCGUUGGACAAUCGGAAAACUCAUCGACUGGAACUUUCGACGCCACGCGAAAGAUCAAGGAAUUGAGAUCGUUCAGAAUCGGCAAGUCCAAUUGAUCUCCAUGCCAGUGGAAAAGGCACGACUGCAAAUCACACUUCCAGUCAUAUACUGCGCUUCGAUAGUGAUGAUCGGCUAUGCGUGGACAAUGAAUUACGAAGUCAAUCUUGCGGGGCCUCUCAUUAUGCUUUUUUUUUUAUCGCAUUUGAUCUCUGGAGCGACAAGCACGCUCAUCACCCUAGUGGUUGACUGCCAUGUUCGUCGACCAGCUACCGCUACUUCCGCAAACAAUCUGUUUCGGUGUUGUUUUGGGGCGUGUACAGUUGCAGCAGCUGUUCCAUUGAUCAACUUGAUUGGAAUUGGGUGGACUGGUACAAUCAUUGGUUUUAUUUGGAUUUUUUUGAGUCCAGUUCUUUGGGGGGUUUACUUUUGGGGUCAUGAUUAUCGCAGAGCAAAGGAGGCAUGCCAAUCCUAG